AUGGGCAGAAAACACAAGAAAAAAGGAGGAAAAAACAAGCGUCAUCAACCUCCUCUACCACCUUUAGGAGAAGACUUUAAGUAAAAUCUAUAUCUAGAAGGUAUCAAUUUUUUAAUAAAAAUAGCUUUGGAGGGCAUCAAUAAAUUAAAACUUUCAAAAGAUCUUUUCCUUUAGAAAUAAGUGAAGGAGGCUUAUUUAUUAUCAAAAAUAUGGUUAGAAACUUGGAAGACUCAUGUUGGAUAUGAUGCUGUAUUGAAAGGUGAUUAACCAGGAGGAAAGAAAUAUGGAAGACAAUAAAUUGGAGAAAUUAAUAAGGAUAUAAUAGCAAAUGAGGAAUUAUUUCAUUCUGCACCUGAAUUAUAUUUUUAUUUUGAUCCUCCACUGAAUGAUGUCCAACCUGUAAAAGAUUUUAUUCUGAUCACAUAAGAUGUUUGGGAAUUCUUUUAUGAGAAAUAUAAGGGAAAGGCAGUAAAAAGGAUAGCAAAUGAGUAAGGAGAAUUUAAUUUGAUGACAAUAAGUGUAAUUUUUAGUUGAUAUCAAAGCCCUAUGCAAUAUUUAUGACUCAAGAGAAAUUGAAUCAAAUUGGUUCACUUAAUUAAAAUUAAUUGGCAAAUUCUGUUGAUUUAUUAAGAAUGAGAAAAAUAUAAUUGUAUAGUGAUUGGAAAUUCAAAGAGUUAGAAAUAUAUUGUUAAUAAAUAAUGGAAAGUCAAGAUAUUCAAAUAUGGUUAAUGAAUCCAAUAUAUGAAUAAAAUCAAAUAAAAUUAUAAUUGAUAAAGACAAUUCAUCAAAAUAAAAAUAUAUUAUUAGGUGAAUAAUUAUUAGAAGCAGAAUAUUAGUAAUUAUAAUUAUCAUAGUUUUUAAAAAAUCAUUUUAUAUUAGUAGUAUUUUAAAAUGAAAUUGAAUUAUCUUAAUUAGAUGUAAAAUUUGAAUUAAAUUAAAAUGGUUGUUGUUUUAGUUGUGGAUCAAAGGCUUUAUUGAAUUAUUCAUGUGCUUGCAAAAAAGUAUUUUAUUGUAGUGAUACUUGCAGAUAUAAAGAUUAAGAAUUUCAUUCAAGAUAAUGCACAAAAGCUUAUGAUUCAUAAGAUGAUGAUGAUUUUGAUGCAAUUACAUAUGAAACUAUAUAAAAUGGAUAAGGAGUAGGAUUAGUCAAUUUAGGUAAUACUUGUUAUAUGAAUUCAUCCUUAUAAAGUCUCUUUAGUUCAACUCAUUUUUAGGAAUUCCUAUCAAAUAAAUAAUAUUGGACAUAAAAUACUAUUAAAAGGAGUGUUUAAUUAAAUUAUAAAUUAGAAAAGCUAUUAAAAAAUCUCUUGACAUAAAAUAAAGCAUUCUCUCCAUAUAGUUUCAGAUAAUAAUUAGCUAGAAAAUAUCCAUUCGUAAAAAUUCAUAUCCAUAUAUUAGUUUGGAAAUAAUUAUUAAUAAGAUGCUGCAGAAUUUAUAUUGUAUCUAUUUGAUGCAUUAAAUGAAGAAUUGAUAUAAAAGGAUGAUAAAUAGAAACCUUAAAUUUAAUUAUAAUAGUAAUUAGAUUUAGGAGAUGGUGAUAAGCCAGAACCUGAAUAAGCAAAUAGUGAUAGUGAAGAUGAUAGUAGUGAAGAACAAGAAAAUACUGAAACUUAACCAACAUAAUAGUAAUAGAUAUAAUUCCAUAAAAAAGUAUAAUAAAAUGUAAAUUAUUUUAUAUAAUUUUAGUAAAUCAAUAAUGAUAAUUAUGAAUAAGCUUUGGAAUUGAUUCAUAAAUUAAAUAGUUCAAUUAUUGUUAAGAAUUAUUUAGGAAUAACUAGAUCAGAAAUAGAAUGUCCAAUUUGUGAUUAGAAAACAUAAAGUUAUGAAUAAUUUUUGAUUUUGCCACUUUCAUUAAAUGCUGUAUCUUAAUCAAAACAUUUAGUUGAUGUAUUUGUUAUAUCAAAUGAUUGGUAUAAACCAUAUGAAAAAAUUGUUUAUGAAUAUUAACCAAAUUAAACUAUGUUAUUAGAUGUUAAAAGAGAUAUAGGAGAAAAAUUGGGAAUUGAAGCCAUUUAUUUAUUAGGUGCAUUUUGUUCAAAUAAUUAAAUAGAUAUGUAUUUAUUUCAUGAUGAAGAUCAAUUAUCAAAAGUUCUUAAUGAUAAUUAAAAUAGUUAUUUUUGCUUAUUUUAAUUGGAUUAAAGCAUUUAUUCUAUAACUGAUGAAGAUUAAUAUUUUGAUGUGAUGAUCUAUUCAUAUGAAAAAAAGAAUGCCUUUUCUUAUUAAUGUGAAUAUAUAUGUGCAGCUAUUCCUAAGAUUAUUAUUAUUAAGAAAUAAUUUACAGCAUUUUAAAUUUAUCAAUAAAUUUGGAAUAAACUUGGAGAACAUUCUAAAUCUGAUUAACUUAUGAAUAUUUAAAUUGAUGAACCUUAAUAAGAUAACUUAUUAAAUUCAUAAUAACUCAAAGAAGUCUUAAAUUAUUAGAUUAUCAUUUAAACUAGAUUACCAUCCAAAACUCCAUGUCCAUUUACAUGUGGUAAAUAAUUUAAGAAAGAUCAAAAGCCUCAUUGUUGUGAAUUACCCUUCAAUAAUUCAAAUACAUUAUAAUAAUAUUUAGAGAAAGUUAAUUAUGCUAAUGCCCAUACUUCAUUAUCUAUAGAAUUUGUAGAAAAUGCAAUCCCCAAAUCUUUAAGAAUUGAAUUUGAACCUAAAACAAAUUACCUUAAACAUGAUAAAUGUAAUAUUAUAAAAUAUAUCUUAUAGCAUUAAAUCUAUUAAAUCUCAUUGACAAUUUCCAAUCUAAAGAACCUUUAUUAGAUGAAAAUGCUUAUCAUUGUACAAUUUGCAAUGAUUUAACUUUUGCUAUCAAAACAAUGAGUUUGUAAAAAUUACCUGAUUAAUUAAUCAUAUAACUCAAAAGAUUUUAAUAUGAUGAACAUAAGGGAUUCUAGAAAAACAAUAUUCUAGUCACAUAUCCAGAAGCCAUUACAAUUAAUUAAAUAGAUUAUGAAUUAUAUGGUGUAGUAUAACAUUUUGGAGGAUUAGACAAUGGUCAUUAUACAGCUUAUGGGAGAAGAUAAAAGAAAUGGAUUGAAUUCAAUGAUGAUUCAACUAAAGAAGUUAAAGAGAAUGAUGUAAUAAAUGACAAGAAUGCAUACAUUCUAUUUUAUUAGCAGAAAUGA
Paramecium pentaurelia is the source of this 3119-nucleotide messenger RNA. Lineage: Eukaryota; Ciliophora; Oligohymenophorea; Peniculida; Parameciidae. The record is from the annotation of a GenBank genome assembly.